Mercurialis annua (annual mercury) is the source of this 1375-nucleotide messenger RNA. Its product is annotated as glyceraldehyde-3-phosphate dehydrogenase, cytosolic-like. The transcript is spliced from 12 exons. Gene Ontology annotation, molecular function: oxidoreductase activity, acting on the aldehyde or oxo group of donors, NAD or NADP as acceptor; NAD binding; NADP binding. Gene Ontology annotation, biological process: glucose metabolic process. The record is from RefSeq and is a predicted model, not a curated record. Bases 96 to 1109 code for a protein of 337 amino acids. NCBI's taxonomy places the organism in Eukaryota, Viridiplantae, Streptophyta, Magnoliopsida, Malpighiales, Euphorbiaceae.
ACAUUUCAACCACUAAUCACACUCUGUUACAACACUAUCACAACUAUUCUCUCCGCAACUAAACUACAUCAUAUUCAUCUCCGAAACCGACUACCAUGGGGAAGAUUAAGAUCGGAAUUAACGGAUUCGGAAGAAUUGGAAGGUUGGUUGCUAGAGUUGCUCUGCAGAGGGAGGAUGUUGAACUUGUUGCUGUUAAUGAUCCAUUUAUUUCCGUCGAAUACAUGACAUAUAUGUUCAAGUAUGAUACAGUUCAUGGUCAAUGGAAGCAUCAUGAGUUGAAGAUUAAGGAUGAGAAGACUCUUCUCUUCGGAGAGAAGCCUGUCACUGUCUUUGGUGUAAGGAACCCAGAAGAAAUCCCAUGGGCUGAAUCUGGAGCUGACUACAUUAUUGAGUCAACUGGUGUGUUCACUGACAAGGAUAAAGCUGCUGCUCACAUGAAGGGUGGUGCUAAGAAAGUCAUCAUCUCAGCUCCAAGCAAGGAUGCCCCAAUGUUCGUUGUUGGUGUUAACGAGAAGGAAUACACAUCAGAUAUUCACAUUGUAUCAAAUGCUAGUUGCACAACAAACUGCCUCGCUCCCCUUGCCAAGGUCAUUAAUGAUCGAUUUGGCAUUGUUGAGGGUCUUAUGACAACUGUUCACUCCAUUACCGCUACCCAGAAGACUGUUGAUGGUCCAUCAAUGAAGGACUGGAGAGGUGGAAGAGCUGCUUCAUUCAACAUCAUUCCUAGCAGCACUGGAGCUGCAAAGGCUGUCGGGAAGGUGCUGCCUGCUUUGAAUGGGAAACUUACCGGAAUGGCUUUCCGUGUUCCCACAGUUGAUGUCUCUGUGGUGGACCUCACAGUUAGAAUCGAGAAGAAAGCAACAUAUGAGCAAAUUAAAGCUGCCAUCAAGGAGGAGUCCGAGGGAAGCAUGAAGGGAAUAUUGGGAUACAUUGAUGAGGAUUUGGUUUCUUCUGACUUUAUUGGUGAUAACAGGUCAAGUAUUUUCGACGCCAAGGCUGGAAUUGCAUUGAAUGACAAUUUUGUCAAGCUUGUCUCUUGGUAUGACAACGAAGUUGGCUACAGCACACGGGUGAUUGAUCUCAUCUGCCAUAUGGCAUCUGUCCAGUAAGGCAGGAGCAGCUAAGCCGUUGUUAUAGGCUCCUUCAGAUGUAUUUGAGUUGUGGACGCCGUGUAUUUUGUUAGAAUGAGGCGAAAAUCAAAAUAAAAAUUUGUUUAAAGACCGGAAGCUGGAUUCCAGCAUGCUUGUCCUUAGGCUCUUAAAUCAUAAUGUUGGUGCUGAGGAUGUUUGAAUUCCUCUUUUCAUGGAUUUUGUAUUUUGUUUUUAGUAUUUAUGUGGUGUUUUAAACAAAUUAGUUAAAUUCCUCUUCUGUGGCA